AUGAGACUAUCGUUGCGGAGAAAGAUACUUUUGGCAGCAGCAGUCACGCUGCUAUUGGUGGGGGCCUGUUUGUUGCAUCUGAAGAACACACUUCAAUAUUUUAGAGAGAUCAUACUGGACACAGAGAAAUUUGAUCCGGAAUCAUUAAAAGCGCAUAGUCUUCAAGUGAAGAAAGAUUUGCAUUAUUCCAAUUAUUUGUAUAGUGGAUUUGACAAUUUCACAAAUGCCUUUGGUGGAGCCAAAGACGUGAACUCGAUAAAAGCAGCGCCACUUGGUGAAAAAUGCCGCGUGUUUUUCGACCAGUUCAAUGCCGCGAGACCAGACUUUAAGUUUCAGGCGCAUGGUAAACCGGGUUAUCGCUUUGACAAGUCCUCGGAUAAGAAGGAACUGUUUUUCAGAGAGAGGAUAUUAAAGUUAGAAGAAAAUUUCGCCAAGGAGAAUAAACAGGAUCGCAAAAAGUUCGAAUUGAGCCGCAAGGAUCAAAAGGAAAUCCUGAGCGAGUACGAGAGGAAUGUCGCCAUCUCGAAAGAAGUGAUGCAGGAGAUGGCCGAUAUAACCACCGCGAUGCGAAUCUACGGUAAAUGUUUCAUCGGCAGGGACUUGGACGAGUACCAAAAACUGGUUUAUGGUGUGCUCAGCGAGAAGCUUUUCCCCUUCAUUUCACGGCAGUUCCCCAUUUUCAAAAAGCCCGAUUCAGAUCCCGUAUCGGGUUGGCCCAUUAUAAACGAGGAGGAUGGAACUGUUGUUGAACGCAAGGAUGAUCUAGGCGACGAGAAUAUGAUUGAUUUCAUAUUCAAUCAUUCCAAGGGGAAAGGUAUUGUGAUAUCGGCGGCAUCGCGACACGCCAAGGACGUCAUUAGACUCAUCAAGUUGUUUCGAGCCAUGAAUAAUGAACUCCCCAUUCAAAUCAUUUACAAGAGCGAUAUUACCAAGAAAAACAUCAAGAAUAUCGAACUUGCUGCCACUGCCGACGUGGAAAGUAUUUUGGAUCCGCAGAUUAUGCGAGAUCACAUGCUGUUCAUGCCGGAACUAGAGCUCUUGAAGCUGUACAAGGAUUAUGGGUCCAGAUUCCCCAAGCAAAAGAUUGAAUUUAUCAACAUUUCCAAUUGCAUCACUCGUCUGUACAAGUAUUCAUUCCCGGGGUACUCAAACAAGAUCUUGGCAAUGUUGUUCUCCACUUUUGAAGAGAUUCUACUCUUUGAUGCAGAUACUGUCCCCUUAGUUCCACCUCAGGAGUUUUUUGAAUCUUCUGAAUACCAGAAAUCCGGUACUUUUUACUUUCAAGACCGUUCGUUGCGAGAUCCCAACGACUACAUUGAAACCAACUUUUUUGCCACUUUGUUCCCCACAAACGAAUAUUCAAUCGAUACGUUAUUUGACAUCCCCAGGACAACAAGCAAGACUUUGAAUAAUAGGUACAUGACUGGCUGGAGGCACCACCAGGAAGCGGGAGUAGUUGCUUUCAAUAAAAGAACCCAUUUCAUGGGCUUGUUGAUGAUGUGCCCCUUUUCAUUGUGGUCAGAACCAGUGCAAUCAUCGAUAUGGGGCGACAAAGAACUAUAUUGGAUUGGUUUGGCAGCGGCCGGUGACGAAAACUAUGAAUUCAACCCCGUGCAUGCUGCCUCCGUGGGGAUGAAAACGACGCAUAGAGAUCGAAAAUACUACCCCAACUCCGGAAGCAACGAGUUGUGCUCCACACAUCCUGGACAUGUAAAUAAAGACGGCAAGCUUCUUUGGAUCAAUUCGGGGUUUGGAUAUUGCAAAAAAAAUGGCUACUAUAGGGACCGCAUGCAUUUCCCAUUCAUCACAUUUGAAAUGCUGGAUUUGGUUCAAUUGUAUAACCACCCGUUGAAAAUCAGAGCGGCUUUGGUGCCUCCGGGACUACCCAAUUUCAGAGAACCUGGAAACCCAGUUGAUCCUGAAGCUGAAGAAAAAUUCCGCAGCUCUUGGCGAAAUAGAAAGAAGGACACCGAUGAGAUUAAUGAAAAUCUACCUCACGGCACUGAACGGACGGAGUUUAUCCAAGAAUGGGGUCCGCAAAAGGGGUGGGUUAAGAACCCCAUUUGUUUUGGGUACUAUUACUGCGCAUACGACAGGGUGCAGAGCUACUCUUUGGACAGAGAGGUUGAUGCGGGAAUGCUUUAUGAGUUUGACGAGAAAUCUGUACGAUUUUAUGAUUAUUUGAGUAAAAUUUGGCUUACUGGUGGUUCGAGAAAAGCAUUGAGGCUGAAGGAAGAAGUAGAGGAGUCGAUGCGUCUCGCAGCGCAGCAAGGGUGA
Messenger RNA from Lodderomyces beijingensis, 2277 nucleotides. The record is from the annotation of a GenBank genome assembly. NCBI's taxonomy places the organism in Eukaryota, Fungi, Ascomycota, Pichiomycetes, Serinales, Debaryomycetaceae.